AUUCAAGUUUUAGAACUUUAAGAACCAUUACAACUAACAAAACCGGAAAUCUAAAUACUUAUCUAAAUUUUCUCACCUUUCAGAAAGUCGUAAACAAACUUCCAAAAAAUGGAGAAGCACGCAUACGUUACGUAUGCACGCAAUUCCAAAGACGUAGAGGACGCUUUAAUUCUCUUGAAAUCUAUUAAAGGAACGAAGAGCUUUAAACCGGUGAUGAUUCUGCUGGACUCUGAAAAUUGUGGACAUGAUUCUUGGAACAAAUUGGCUAUCGCAUUUGACAGAGUUGUUAAGUUCAGGAUUAAUGGCGACUACGACGUUGAUGACUUUAGAUGUCAACUCUUUCUAACCUGCACCACGCUUGUGGACUUUGAUCGGAUCUGCUUAGUAGAUCCAGACGCAGUGGUUCUUAAAAAUGUGGAUGACAUUUUUGCUCUCGAUUCUACUAAAUCGAUAUUCGGGAAUGGCAUAAUUGUAUUGACACCGGGCGUGACAGCUCAUCAAGAUUUACUGAACUAUCUUAACGGUACGGGAAGCGAAAAAACAUUGGAUCAAUUAAAACUUAUGCUACUAGCCGAUUCUAAGGCUACGCUGUUGGACAAAAAAUUUAUCAUUUGCUUCGAUAAGGAUGAAAAUGACACCAUUCAAGCACCAAAAAUAACAUAUCAAGGAGGCCAUGACACAUCGGAGUUGAAACCCUUUAACGAUAUUUUACAGUAUCGAAAUAAACUGAAACACUUGGAAUACUCCAAGCCCAAAAACGCUAACGAACCAGUCGCAAUAAUCGGUAUGUCUUGUCGCCUACCCGGCUCCAACAAUGUGUCAGAAUACUGGAAAACCCUUGUGGACAAGAAAUGCGUCAUAACUCCCCCUCCUGACUGGCGCUGGACUCAGGCUCACAUCGGUGACCAGGACCGAGGGAAAGCCGAAUGUGGUUUCCUACCCUGCCCAAUUGAUCAAUUUGACAGCUCCUUUUUCGAAAUGAGUCCAGCUGAAUGCAAUUUCACCGAUCCACAACAACUUCUAAGUCUUGAAGUAUCCUGGGAAGCUUUAGAGGACGCCGGCAUCAACCCGCAAACCAUCCAUGGCACAAGUACCGGAAUCUACGUCGGAUCCUAUGGGCAAGACUAUAGGGAGCUACUUCAAAAACUUGCUCCCCCUUCUACCGGCGGGCUACGAUGGUAUAUGGGUACCGCCCUAGCCGCUGCAGCUGCACGACAAGCCCAUAUUUACAAAACCAAAGGUCCCACUAUUGCGGCUGAAGCGGCAUGUUCGUCAUCCUCCUUGGCUAUCGGUCAAGCAGUACAGGACCUUCGCCUUGGCGCAUGUAACCUUGCUAUUGCCUCGGGUACAAAUCUCUUGCUUCAGCCGUAUUUCCAAAAUGAUGUCGUUCUGUCGAAGGAUUUCCGAUGUAAAACAUUUUGCACCAAUGCUAACGGCUUUGUAAGAGCGGAAGGUGUCGCAUCUCUAAUUUUAAAAAAGCUCAGCGACGCGGUGAGGGAUGGGGAUAGGAUUUAUUCCGUAAUACUAGGAUUCGGAAUGGUACAGGAGGGUGCGAGCAAAAGCAUAGGAACCCCAACGAUGGAAAUGGAAGCCCUCGCAAUGGAACUUGCUCUGAAAGAUGCAGGAAUUAAGCCUGAGCAAGUUCAAGUUGUUGAAGCGCAUGGCACCGGAACGGCUUUGGGAGAUCCCCUGGAAAUUGGCGCCAUUUCAAAGGCAUAUUCCACUAAGGAGAGGGCUGCACCACUAAUUAUUACGGCGGGCAAAGCGAACAUUGGUCACACGGAGAGUACGUCUGGCAUUGCGGGAGUUAUCAAAAUGACGAUGGCCAUGAAACAUGGCGUCAUUCCGGAACAAAUCGGCAUAAGCAAAUUAAAUCCAAAAAUUAAUUUAGAAAACAUUCCCGCCAUUAUACCAAGAGAUUGCAACAUUCCUUGGCCUAAGGCGAAUGGCGUGUUAAGAAUUGCUGGGAUUAGUUCCUUUGGGUUCUCAGGAACCAAUACCCACAUAAUUGUGCAAGAAUGGACUAGUCAGGCAUUCAAUGAAAGCAUUCAGUCAAAACAAACCGAACAAGAAAAUCUCUUAACAAUCUCUGCAAAAUCGGAGCAAGCUUUACUCGAAUUAAUAGAGAACUAUAAGAUAUUUUUAUCGUUACAUCAUGACGUUACAAUUAGAGAUGUUUCAUACACGGCUAAUGUUGGACGAGCUAAGUUUUCACACCGGGUUGCAGUUCUUGCCAAAAACAGAGAUGACUUGGUGAACAAACUCGACAAAGAAAAUUGGUCACGAGGAAUAGCUGGAAAAUUGCCAAAGCUCUGCUUUCUCUUUACAGGCCAAGGGUCUCAAUUUUGGGGAAUGGGAAAACAACUGUACAUACAUUUUCCAGUUUUUAGAGAAAAUUUUGACUUAUGCUCAAAAAUUAUUCUGAAACUGAUUGGGCUUAAUAUCUCGGAUGCAAUAUGGGGAGAUUCUAGUAAACCUCAUCUCAGCAAAUCAAUGUACUCCCAAAGUUCAAUCUUUGUGGUAGAGUAUUGUCUCUUUAAACUGUGGGUUUCAUUCGGUGUCGUUCCUUCCGUCGUCGUAGGCCACAGUUUAGGAGAAUUUGCCGCCGCCACAGCUGCUGAUCUUAUCACCCUUGAAGAUGCUUUGUUGCUCGUAUGUGCAAGAUGCCGACUAAUUAAUAAGCUACCACCAGGAAGAAUGCUAGCAGUCGGCGUAGAUCAGAAAACCUGUAAAGAAAUAAUAUCUACAUUUCUGGAAGCACGAUCAAGAUCAGAUGACUGGAUCGACAUUGCUGGAAUGAACACAACCAAUCAGACUAUCGUAUCCGGUCCAACCACUGUUAUUCACGAUUUUGCGGAGUUUUGUGAAAAUAAUAGGAUUAAAUCAACCAAACUUGGGGCUACUCAUCCAUUUCACUCAAGAGGACUGGAUCCGAUAUUGAAGGACUACGCACAUGUUGCAAAAAAUAUAACGAAUCAGGAAAUACGGGGAGAUGAUAAGUGCCAAUUCAUAUCUUCCUUGGAUGGGGCUAUCAAGUCCCAGCUAAGCCUGCAAUAUUGGAUUUCCCAUGCCAGAAAUCCUGUCCAAUUUAUGGCAGCAAUGAAAACCUUGCAAGAAUGUAUUGCUGAUGAACCUUACGUAUUUCUUGAAGUCGGCCCACAUCCAGUCCUCUCUGCCCUGUUACAUUCGAACGUGUCCUACACGCCAAAAUGUAUUCCGUCCAUGAGAAGAGAUGCGGCGGAUGAAGUGCACAUUAUUCUUUCUGCCCUAGGAGGUUUAUUUGUAGAGGGUGUUACAAUAAAUUGGCAUAAUUUCUACCAAUCUUCUGGAUCCCGUCAGAAGGUAUCGAUCCCGUUCUAUCCAUUCCAAAGGCAUCCAUUUUGGUUUCCCUUCAAAUCAUGGUCAGUAGAUACCGCCCGCUGCAAGGAUAUACUCCAUCCACUUCUUGGAAGAAAAAUCAUUCCACAUCCAUCUUCAGAAGAGUCUAAUAUCACGCGGUAUGAAAACGUAAUAUCAACUGAGUCACACACAUGGACUCUGGAUCAUCGCGUUGGAAACUGGACAUUAAUGCCGGCUGCAGGGUUUCUAGAAAUUGCAUUAGCUGCUCAAAAUUUGCGGCAAGGCGAAAAUCCGUAUCCUUUAAUACUUGAAAAUAUGAAGAUCCAAUCUCCCUCCGUUAUUACGGAGGCUGGUGGCACAACCUACCACACUAUGCUAGACGAUGGAAACAUAAUAAAAAUUUACAGCCAAGUGGAGAAAGGAAAAUGGACCCUUAAUUGUACAACUUCGAUAUCACGGGAGCUAUUCCCAGUAUCCAAAUUUGCCCAAUCUCUUGUGGCAAACCAUCCAAAAUCCACUACUGAGACUCGUGAUAUGUAUGCAGAACUAGCAAAGUUGGGAUAUCACUUCGGACCAACGUUCCAAAGCAUCCAAUCAAUUUGGGAAGAUGACGGUUUGAGCCAAAUGGCAAAAAUCUAUAUUCCAAACAAUCACUUGGACGCAGGUGAGCGGGACGUCCUACAUCCGAUUUUAGCGGACAGCAUGAUUCAGUUGGCCAUGAUUCUAUCAGCGAAGGCCAAGUCGCAAGCUUCGUUUAAACUUCCUAUUGCCAUAGGACGUCUAAUUGUCAACAGUUCAACAAAAAAAGAACGCACAACUGAAUCGUACUCGACAUUCUACCUUAAAAUGCCUCCAGGCCUUGAAACGGUAUCGUUGUUCUCGUCAUCAGGGGAAUUUCUCGCAUGCAUGACUGGAGUUGAGUUCAUGCCAACAAACGUAUCCGUGUUGGAUAGAGCAAUUCAUUCCAUGCUGAAUGAAAAUGCACAUUGCCCAGUAUACGAACUCCAGUGGACCGUUGAUACAACUUGUAGGAAAUUUAUUGCAAACUCAAGCGAACUGAGGUCUGUGAAACUUCGCCUAGAUUCCGUGAUUAUUAAGCAAUCCGAGGUGGAUAUCAAAAACUUGCUAAGAUCGGACCAACUUAUUGGAUUACUUUUAUGGAGGGAAUUUGUGCGUGCCAGCUUCGAAGGUUUACAGCCACAAUUCAAACUUGCACAUUUUAUGUCUCAUUUUCGCAUUCUUCCACAAUUUCAAAAGCUGGCCACGCGAUAUCUUCAAAUUUUUGUUGAAGACGAAUACAUUUCCAGGCUAGGCAAUUAUUAUUUUACAGAAGGCAGACAUUAUGAAAGUUUACAGAGUGUUAAUAAAUCUGUGGGGAACCAUUUAAGUGAAGACCAACAUGAUUCACUGCUGCUAGAAAUACAAGCUGCUGUAGGUAAUGUCUUACCAACACUGCGAGGAGAGAAGGCGUUACUUGCUUUGCCUGAUGAUUUGAAAGAUGAACUUCUAUCUUCUGCUGAGACACUUUACACGGAACAUGCUUUCCAAAAAAUUGCUUACAAUAAUUUGAGGAAGGUUGUCGAAAAAAUUGUUUGCGGUCCACUAAACAUUUUAGAAGUUGGGGCCGGAACUGGUUGGGCGACCCAAUGUCUGAUUUCAGUCCUAGAAGAAAAAGGCCUAGACUUUUCCUACACCUACACCGAUGUUUCAUCAAAAUUUUUUAAAAAAUCUAAGGCUCAUUUUUCACAGUUUGAGGGCAAAAUGCAAUACUCAGUGUUGAAUAUCGAGAACGAUCCGAAAUCUCAAGGGUUUGUUCCCCACAAAUACGACGUAGUCCUUGUAGCUAAUGCACUUCAUAGAACUAGGGAUCUAGCACAAACGACUCGAAAUGUGGCUCAUUUACUAAAGCCUGGUGGUCACCUCUUACUUAUCGAGAUGUUCAAACCACAACGACUUUUGGACAUUAAUUUCGGCAGUGGAUUUUGGGAAUUUCAAGACUUUGACCUAAGGCCAAAUUAUUGUGUCAUUGAUUCCCGUGAAUGGGAAAACCUCUUGAGAACGUGUGGAUUCCAAGGUUUAACAUGCCUCUCAAGUUGGGAUGAUAGGUCUGGAUUAAUUGUCGCAAGUAAACAGACAGCAAUAAUUAAAUACGUAAACAUAUGUGCCAAGAGGAGGAAUUGGCUUAUUUUUGGGUUUAACGAUGAGUUCACCCAGGAUUUAAUUAACAAUCUACAAAUUUCUGGGGAAGCUGUCACUCUAAUUACUGUACGAAAUUCCAUGAAGACAUUCGAAGACAACAUCGAUACAGACGAGAACGAUGAAUCUGAAUAUGCACGAAUUUUAUCAAAGUUUUCCGAAAUACAUGGGAUAAUUGUCUUGUGGGGUUUAAAACCAAAUUAUUUUAAGACCGAGUCAAUCUUGGUUGUUAAUUUUUUGUGUCUUUUUCAAGCAAUUUCACGAUACUCGGGAAAACUGGCGAAAUUAUUUAUAGUGACGCACAAUAUUCAAUCAAUUAAUAUGAUUUCGGCAGAAUCUUAUAAAAAACCUACUUCUGCUUUGCUUGUCGGAAUGACUAAAACAUUUCAAUCGGAGAACGCCACCUUGGAGUGUAAAUUAAUUGAUCUUGAUCAUCAAAAUUCAGCUAAUGUUGAAAACGUUAUUCAAGAAGUGUGGCUAGACAUGAAGGAUGCGAGCAGUGACAUUAACGUUUGCUACCAUAACGGGGUUCGAUACACACAGCAAAUUUUUGAUUACAAACCGCAAACUAUGUACCAACCAUUGUCUCUACCAAAAUAUACAAACCGUACACAACUUCAACUUCCAGUCUCGAAAUCGAUUUUCAAUUUAGAGCUAAAAGAAUUGUGGACGAGUGAGUUGGAUGGUGACGAGUUAGAAGUGCAAGUUAAAGCUUAUUCAUUGAACUUUCGUGACAUUUUUGCGAUAUUAAAACCAACUGAAGCCUUUGAUAAAAUUAAUUGUGUUGGGGCAGAUUUUUCAGGAGUUGUUUCCCGCAUUGGGAAUUCUGUCUCCAAGUUUAAGCCCGGGGACCUCGUCUUUGGGUCCCAUAGCCAAAAUUUGGCAUUGGCGUCACAUGUCACCACUUCAGAGAAGCUUGUUGUAAAUCUACCUAACAACUUAACACAUGAGGACGCCUGUACAAUUCCACUGGUUGGAAUGACAGCUUAUCAUUGCCUUUGCACAGUUGCACAAAUCAGGGAAAAUCAUUGGGUCCUGAUUCACACAGCGUCUGGAGGAGUUGGACUAGCCGCCGUCCAGUUGGCCAAGAAGUUUGGAGCAAAAAUAAUAGCAACGGCGGGAAAUAAUAGAAAACGGGCAUAUCUGAAACAUAUUAUGGGAAUACAGUACGUAUUCAAUUCCAGAGAUUUGUCGUUUGAGGCUGGUGUGAAAGCUGCUACGGAGGGACUGGGAGUGGACAUUGUCCUCAACUCCUUAACAGGCAAAGGCUUCAAGGAAGCAAGUCUGGGUUGUUUGAAAUAUGAGGGCAAAUUCAUAGAAAUGAGCAAAAUCAAUGUUUGGACAUCAGAAGAUUGCCACAAGUUACGACCAGACGUGAAAUACUCAAUCGAAGACAUUAGCCCGAUUAUGGAUGAUCUUGACAAAUUCAAACGCUUAUUUUUACAAUUGACAAAUACACUUUUAGAACCACUGCCAUAUACUAGAUUUCAAGCUGACGAAGUGAAAGAUGCACUUUCAUUUCUUGAGAAAGCUAAGCAUAUUGGGAAGGUAGUUGUUGACAUGUCCAACAAGAAACCCUUCAACGACAGAAGCAGCUAUCUUGUAACUGGUGGUUGUGGCGGAAUUGGAUGGGAAAUUGUUGAAUGGAUGUUGCAAAAUGGUGCAAAAUAUAUCAUACUGAUGAGCAGAAAUCCUCCAAAUGCUGAACUGUUGGUUAAGAUUGGUAAACUAAAGGAAUCCGAUUUUUACGUGAUUUGGCGACAAGGAGACGUAGGGAACAUAAACGAUUGUGUGUCAGUAUUUUCUUGGAUCAAACAGCAAAUCGACAAAAAGCCUCUGAGAGGCAUAUUCCAUUGUGCUGGUUGCUUAUCCGACGCCUCAUUUGUUAAUCAAACCAAGCAAAGUUACGAAACUGCCUUGCACCCGAAGUUUCAGGGGGGAUGGAAUCUACAUGAACUCUCAAAACACUUAAAUCUUCAAUAUUUCGUUCUAUUUUCUUCUGCAUCAUCCCUUGUUGGAACUCCCGGUCAGAGUAAUUAUGCUGCCGGAAAUGCAUUUCUUGAUGCUCUUGCCCAUCACCGCCAGUCUGUCGGACUUCCGGCAAUCGCGUUAAACUGGGGGCACUGGGGUGAAGUGGGUUUGGCUGCUGGGCAGAAUAUUUCAUUCGUAAAACCAAUAUCAACGAAAGAAGGUUUAAAUUCGCUAAAUAUUGCUUUAAAGUCAAACAGUGUUCAACUUUGCCCUAUCCAUAUGGAUGCUGGAAAUCUGGUCAAGCUCAUUCCUUGGACCAAGAGUUUACUGCAAAGCAUACUAAAAUCCGAAGACACAAAUCGAAACAAAAUAAAUAGAUGGCACUAUAAGGAGAGUGUUAUAAGCUCUGAGCAGUUUUGGUCGGAGGUUAACGGUUGUCGUGAUAAAAUCCAGCAGAAUGCGGUCGUUCUAAGUCACGUGGAAAACUUAAUUUCUUUCGUCCUCCAAAUGGAUGGAAAGAAUAUUCCAAAAAAUCAAAACUUUUCUGAACUGGGUUUGGAUUCGUUGAUGAUGAUUGAGAUUAAAAACAGGAUAUCAACUCUACUUGGGGACAAAGUGGUGUUAAGCAUUAAUGACCUCACCGAUUGUGACACCCUGGAACGCCUCGCUAAUAAGAUUUCUGAGCUGUUGUCCCCAAAGGAUGAUGAAGGAUCUUAUGCUAAAGACGGUGCCAAUGAUCUAAUUACUCAAGACUCAAAGUUAUGGAAACAUAUUAAAGUUAACUCGACAACCAAACCAUGUACACCUCUUCGUGAAAUAAAGACCAUUUUCUUGACUGGAGCAACUGGGUCAGUUGGACCUUACAUGGUUCAGCAAUUGUCAUUAUGCCCACAAAUUGAGAAAAUAUAUUGUCUCGUUCGGUCCCGCCCCAACAGCACAGAGUCAACCAUGGCUCGACUACAGUCACGCCUAAAAUUCCUUGACCUAUGGGACAGUACAGAUCAAUCAAAAGUAACCGUCGUUGAAGGAGAUAUAUCACUUGAGAACUUUGGAUUGGAUUUAUCGAUGUAUGAGAUUCUUGCUCAAGAGGUGGAUGCCAUAGUGCAUUUUGCAAUUUAUACAGAUCAUCUCCAUGGUUAUGAGAGUUUGCCCUCCUUUAAAAGUGUUAACGUGGAAGGAACUCAGCGUAUUAUUCAAUUAUCCGCAGAACACAGGAUCAAAUGGAUCAAUAACGCUUCAUCCUUGACAUGUUUUCCACAAAAUUUGGAAAGGCUGAAACAAAUGGACUUGGAAGCUUGGCCAAAAAAUGAUGACUAUGACACGAACACAAGUUUUGGCUAUGGGAUUUCAAAAUUUAUUGGGGAGCGUUUACUUGCACAAGCUGUUGAAAUUGGUAUUCCCUGCAAAUCGUUUAGAUUUCCUGUUGUUUCUGGUGCGAGUUUGACAGGUAAACAAGACUUGGGUGGAGGCAGUAGCCACGCAUUAAAAAGGCUAAUUCACUUACUGAGUACCGGAAUCAUACCGGAAACAACUACACCCCUAAUUCACCUUCCGGCAGAUAUUUGUGCCAAAAUCUGCAUUUCGAUAUUUUUUAACGAAGAAGCGCCAUCAAGCAUGUAUAAUGUUGUUAACCCACACACAAGUCUGGAAAUUGAGCUAUUGCAAUUAGUACCCGAGCUUGGAACAAAACUAAUCAUUAUACAGUUGUACGGAUUUGCACUUAAAAAAGCUGGCUUUCACGAUAAGGAACUUUUUGUUUCACACUGGAUAACAACUUGCAAAGAAAAUGGCAUAAACUUGGAAUAUUUUAAGGAAAUUUUACUCGAAUUUAUAGAUGACCCUGGAAGAAUAUUUGAUAAUGAAGGUGUCGCAGAAUAUUUGAAGAGUCAGGAAUUCGAAGGAGACAUAGGUUCAUAUGACGAUUUCUUGGACUCCUUGAAAUCCUGUGAAAUGUCGCUGCUCCGACCUUACGUUGAUAUGUAUAAGCAAGGCGGGACAAUUUACAAUUUUGCACAGAUUAGUUCAAGCAUCCUCGAGACCGUAGGAGACAGAAUUGUGGAUGAGGGAAAAGUGUCAAAGUAUUUCCCUAAUCUAAAAGAAAUUGUACCAAACGGGAUUGAAUGCAUUAGGAACGACAUCAACUAUGCUAUAAUAAAUGGUGCACAUUUGUUUCAAACAAGAAAAUAAGUAUACCACGUUAAUAAGUAUGUAAAUGUUCAAAUCUAACUAGAUUUCAAAUGUGCUAACGUUGAAUGCGACACCUAUUGAAUAAAUAAUUAAAUUAAUGAAUUUAUUUGUAAUCAUGGACUCCGCUUACGAGCCAAAGAAGGUACAGGAAUAUAUAUGUACACAGGCAUUUAAAUGCAGGGUACUUAGGUUAGGAUCGGAAUAAUGUACAUAAGUAUGGAUAUUGUCUGCACUCUUAGAUAUCCGUUGCGAUUAUAACCGGAAAGUAAACGUAUAUGACUCUACCGCCGUGAUGAUAAUUUGUCAUCGAUUGGUUAUAAAUUUAUCACCAGUCGGUGAGAAACUUAUCAAAAUUGGCAAAAAGUUAUAACUCUUCGGUGACAAAUUUCUCAUCACGACGGCAGAGUCAUAUACGUUUACUAUAAUGGUACAAUCGUAACCGGAUUUCUUAGAGUGUGUGUAACUAAAACUAGGGAUUAGUGAAGAUUGAUUGGAAAAUUAUGAGAGAGGCUGCUAUGUUUUAAAAUAACUACAACAAUUUGUCGAAUAAGGGAUAAAUUUAAAUAUGGUUUUUGUUAUAUACGUAAACUCAAAUAUUUAUUAGUAAGAUAAGUACAUAUGUAUGUAUGUAGGUGCAUUCUUGUACAUUUAGGUGAACCAUUCGCGGAUUUAUGUAUGUAUUUAUAUGUUGAUGUAUAUGUGUACAUAUGUACAUACGCACGUAAAUAUACAUGUGAAUAAGGGUGAGUUCUAUCAUUUAUACUUCCUGAAAUAAAUUGAACAGAAUGCAUGCAGAAAUUGGAGUAAUGUCGCUUACAGAAUAAUUCAAGUUGAAGAAGUGUAAGUUACACUGUAACCAAUUAUGUCUCCCUCGGGUAAGGAUAUUACAUCUCGGGAAAGGUAUGUAUGUAUACCAAGAUAACCUUAAUUGUUGCAUAUGUACAUACAUACCAAAAAUUAUCCUUAUCCUACACAUAUCAAGCUUUUCACGAGUAACAUAAAACUACAAACCUCCUUUUUCGAUGGCGCAGUAUGUGGGUCUCUCAGAUUUUGCUAAACCAAACUCAUUUCGAAUGCUUAUUUCCGGAAACGAAGAUUGGAAAUUUCACUAAUCUUUAACCUGUAACAUUAUCAAGCACUCUUUUUAAUUCGUCCGCUCCAGAGCAUACGGCUUUACCCGCCCUCAUUGCAAUCCAAAUUUUCCCAUUAUAACUGAUUGUUAGUAUGAAUAUAGAGCAAAAUUUCUGGCAGAGACCAGGGCUAAUUCGUUCCACGGGAUUCCCGAAAAGUUCCCAUACAUGUAUAAUUCCGAUCAUCGUAGAAAUGAUACCAGAGCAUGUGGAAAUCUUGUUAGUUUGUGACUUUUAAUGGCGAAAGCUUUUUUGGCAUUUUUGCAGUCAGAUUAAUAAAUUUUUAAGCAAUAAAAAAUUUUUUUAUAUGCAUA
Folsomia candida is the source of this 11137-nucleotide messenger RNA. RefSeq names its product phenolphthiocerol synthesis polyketide synthase type I Pks15/1. The coding region runs from base 109 to 9693 and encodes 3194 amino acids. The record is from RefSeq and is a predicted model, not a curated record. The transcript is spliced from 14 exons. Gene Ontology annotation, molecular function: phosphopantetheine binding; 3-oxoacyl-[acyl-carrier-protein] synthase activity; fatty acid synthase activity. Lineage: Eukaryota; Metazoa; Arthropoda; Collembola; Entomobryomorpha; Isotomidae. Gene Ontology annotation, biological process: fatty acid biosynthetic process.